AGACGUUGGAUUAGAAAGGGAAUGGAGCAUGUGGGGCUUCUCAUGUUCUCUUCUCCAUGUAUAUAAGAAUGGAAGACCUUUUGCUACCUUUUGCUUUCUUCAAUUUUUAUUUGCUUUUCUUCUUCAAUUCAUGAUCAACCCAGAUUGUUUUUUCUGCUCCUUUCUUAUUUUAUCAUUGAUUCCUCCAAAAGUUUUGGUUGUUGCAAGUGAUAUAUCUAUCUGCAAAAGAUUUUAUUUACGUUAAUCGCUUGCUUCUUUUUGUCUUUUCUUGUUUUCUUUUUUUCUUUAUUCAAAUGGUUUCUGAUUGAAUUGAGAAAGAUAUAGACUGCAUUAAAUAGAGAUUGUCCAUGGAAGAAACCAACAAACGAAGCAAGUUCAGGAGGAUGUGUGUGUUCUGUGGAAGCAACUCUGGCUUUAGACAAGUCUUCAGUGAUGCUACUAUUGAAUUAGGCGAUGAACUGGUGAAAAGAAAGAUAGACCUGGUUUAUGGUGGAGGUAGUGUUGGGUUGAUGGGUUUGAUAUCUCAGAAAGUGUAUGAUGGAGGCUGCCAUGUUCUUGGGGUCAUUCCUAGAGCACUUAUGCCUCUUGAGAUAUCUGGUCAAACUGUUGGAGAAGUAAGAACUGUUUCAGACAUGCAUGAGCGUAAGGCUGCUAUGGCCAGAGAAGCUGAUGCCUUUAUUGCUCUUCCAGGAGGAUAUGGAACCAUGGAAGAACUAUUAGAGAUGAUCACAUGGUCACAACUUGGAAUUCAUAAGAAACCGUACUCUGGACAGGUUGGCCUGCUAAACAUUGAUGGUUACUAUAAUUGUUUGCUUGCAUUGUUUGACAAUGGUGUCAAAGAAGGUUUUAUAAAGCCUGGUGCUCUUAAUAUAUUUGUCUCUGCUCCAACAGCCAAAGAACUUCUGGAAAAGAUGGAGCAAUACACUCCAUCUUAUCAGCAAGUUGCUCCACAUGAAAGCUGGAAUAUGGAGCAAUUGGGUAAUUAUCCAACACAACAUAAUGCACAGUGAAUGAUUGGUGGUAGGUCAUUCUCUUAAAAUUGAUUCCUGAUGUAGUUCAUCAUCAUUUAAGUUGUGUUCAAGAAUCUUUUUGAGUGUGGGGCUACAUAUUGUUCAUGACCGUACUUUUGUCGUUUUAAUGAUUUUUGAAUUAUCCUUGCUGUUUCACAACAUUCUAUGAUUUAUGGUCAAUAAAACCACUGUUAUGUGUUCA
Messenger RNA from Hevea brasiliensis (rubber tree), 1212 nucleotides. RefSeq names its product cytokinin riboside 5'-monophosphate phosphoribohydrolase LOG8. Gene Ontology annotation, molecular function: hydrolase activity, hydrolyzing N-glycosyl compounds. Gene Ontology annotation, biological process: cytokinin biosynthetic process. The transcript is spliced from 7 exons. Gene Ontology annotation, cellular component: nucleus; cytosol. Bases 348 to 1010 code for a protein of 220 amino acids. The record is from RefSeq and is a predicted model, not a curated record. NCBI's taxonomy places the organism in Eukaryota, Viridiplantae, Streptophyta, Magnoliopsida, Malpighiales, Euphorbiaceae.